AUGUCUCUCGUUCCCCCCGACCCGUCGCAGAACUUCGCCUUCAUCUUGCGGCAACCCGACAUCAGCUCUUCCCGCAACGAUGCCGCACGUCAGUCGCAAGGGACGGUGCAUCACCGCCUGGAACCAGUGCCUCUGCUCAACACCAACGUUGACGGCAAGAUCAAGGUACAGUACGCCCUGACCCAGGUCAAGGGUGUUGGCCGCCGUUACGCCAACAUUGUCUGCAAGAAGGCCGAUAUCGACCUUGGCAAGCGUGCUGGUGAGCUCAACUCCGAUGAGCUCGAGCGCAUCGUGACCAUCCUGCAGAACCCCGCCGAGUUCAAGAUCCCCGCCUGGUUCCUGAACAGGCAGCGCGACAUUGUUGACGGCAAGAGCAGCCAGCUCCUGUCGAACAACAUCGACUCGAAGCUGCGUGACGACCUGGAGCGAUUGAAGAAGAUCAAGGCCCACCGUGGUAUCCGCCACUACCUCGGCCUGCGUGUCCGUGGUCAGCACACCAAGACCACUGGUCGCCGUGGCCGCACCGUUGCCAACAAGAAGAAGUAA
Messenger RNA from Moesziomyces aphidis, 546 nucleotides. NCBI's taxonomy places the organism in Eukaryota, Fungi, Basidiomycota, Ustilaginomycetes, Ustilaginales, Ustilaginaceae. The record is from the annotation of a GenBank genome assembly.